AUGGCCAAGACACGCGGUGGCCAAAAGCCAUCGAUAUUAUCUCGCAUACUGGGCCGGAAGAGGAAAGCCGGCGAACCAGACAGCGAGCCGGGUGCGGAGCGCACAGUAUAUGUCAACACACCUAUGCCAGGCAGCGCCUACGACGAGCAUGGGCGGCCGACACACUACCCGCUGAACCAAAUCCGUACAGCAAAGUACACCGUGGUAUCGUUUGUGCCAAAGAACCUGUUUGAGCAGUUCCGGCGCGUUGCAAACAUGUAUUUUCUGUUUCUUUUGAUUCUGCAGUUCAUCCCCGCGGUGACCACGGGAUCACCAGGCCUGAGCGCGUUUGCGCUGUUCGUGAUUGUGGCCUUGACGAUGGCCAAGGACGGGUACGAGGACUCGAAGCGUAGCCAGAGCGACAAGGAGGCGAACCAGGCGCCGGCGUUUGUAUUGGGCAAUGCCUGGGUCAACACAAACAAACCUCCUGCAGGCUUCUUCCGUCCGCGCGGCAUUAUGCGGCUAUUGUGGAGCGAUUCGGGUGCUGACGGCUCGGUGGGUGGAGCGGUGGGUCCAUCCAACACGCUGCCUGUGGGGCCUGGUGCGUCUGGAUUCGCCAGCACGUCGUAUCGGCCAGGAAGCCACGGCGAGCGGUCUGAUGAGGACGUGGGCAUCGGCAGCAGUAGCUGGCUGCAGACCGAGUGGCGGCAUCUGCAUGUGGGCGACAUCGUGCUGCUACGCGAGGGCGAUGCGGUGCCAGUAGACUUGGUUAUUCUGAGCACCAGCGAGGAUGACGGCACAUGCUUCAUCGAGACGAAGAACUUGGACGGCGAGACCAAUCUGAAGAGCAAGCAGUCGACAGGAAACACGGCGCACCUGGUGAUGCCCCAGCAGUUUGCUGAUUUCCAGGCUCCAUGCAAGUCCUCGCUGACGGUGGGGACGAUUUUCCAAAGCCCAAAGCCUGCCGCAGGCAGCAGGGAUCCGCUUAACGUCGACAACCUGCUUCUGCGUGGGAGCGUUCUGCGCAACACUCGGUGGGCUGUCGGCGUGGCCAUCUUCACUGGCGACGACACAAAGAUCAUGAUGAAUGCUGGCGAGACACCGUCCAAGCGGAGCCGCAUUGAGCGCAUGAUGAACUACCAGGUCCUGUCGCAGUUCUGCCUGCUGUUUGUGCUGUGCCUGGUGUCGGCCAUCGUCGGCGGCAUCUACUACGGCAAGUCGCAGUCGUUCCAGCAGGCCUUCAUCGUUCGGUACCAGACAUCAACCAACCAAUCGGCGCCCUAUUUCGGCUUCCUGGACUUUUGGACCAUGCUGAUUCUAUACCAGACCGUGGUCCCUAUCUCGCUGUACGUGACCAUUGAGGUGGUCAAAUCCUUCCAGGCAUACUUCAUCAACCAGGAUAUCGACAUGUAUUAUGCCCGCACAGACCGCCGCUGCAUCCCCAAGUCGUGGAAUCUGUCAGACGACCUUGGCCAGGUUGAGUACAUUUUCAGCGACAAGACCGGCACGCUGACACAGAAUGUGAUGGAGUUCCGCCAGUGCACUAUCCGUGGCCGCAUUUAUGGCGAAAUCGUCGGCGAUGAUGAGGCUGAGCGUGCUGCUGAGCUGCGCCGCUCAAUGCAGGCCAAAAUGGCAACAUUCUUCGACAACCCGUAUCGCCACUCUGACACGACAACAUUCUUGGACACAGGCAUUUACGACGACCUGCGUGCCGACAAUAUCCAGGCACGGGCAGUCAUCGAGUUCUUCACGGUGCUGUCUCUGUGCCAUACCGUCAUCAGUGACACCCCGGACCCAGCCAACAAGGACUACAUUGAGUACAAGGCCCAGUCGCCUGACGAAGCAGCGCUGGUAUCCACGGCACGCGAUGUCGGAUUCACAUUCUUGCGGCGUGAGAAGGAUCGUCUGUUCUGCAACUUCCUGGGCCACCAGCAGACAUACACGCUGCUGGCUACGCUCGAGUUCACCAGCGCCCGCAAGCGCAUGUCUGUUGUAGUGAAGCGCGAGGACGGCCGCCUGAUGCUUCUGUCCAAGGGUGCUGACUCUGUGAUCAUGGAACGCCUGCGCAGCAACCAGGACCGCCUGGUGCAGGCUACGCUCGAUGACCUGGAGCUGUUUGCUAACCACGGGCUCCGCACGCUCUGUCUGGCAUACCGCCUGCUGGAUGUGCAAGAGUUUGAGGAGUGGAAGAGCGAGUACGAUCAGGCCAUGUCGAGCCUUGGUGACCGCGAUCAGGAAGUCGAGGAGGUGUGCGAGAAGCUUGAGCGCGAUCUGCAGCUGAUUGGCGGGACGGCCAUCGAGGAUAAGCUCCAGGACGGUGUCCCUGAGACCAUUUCGCAGCUGGCACUGGCUGGUAUCAAGCUGCCGAGGACAAGGAGUCAACGCGAGACCAGCUGGAGCGGGCGCUGCGCGAGUUUGGCGAUACGCACUUUGGAUCUGUCUUUCCGUGGUGGAGGCGGAGGCGAUGUCAUGGCUGGAGCCCAGCCCAAAGAGAGCACCAGCUCGUGGCGCGCCUUGCUGAGGCCUGUCACGGAUCACCGCAAGCACAAGAAGAAGCAUGGCAAACAGCCAUCGGCAUUCCAGCAUGCUCGCGAUGUUGCGCAGAACAAGAACCACCGCAAGGGCAUCAAGGGCAUCUGGGACGAUGUGCGGACACGCAACAUCCCCGAGGAGCGCAAGCAGGGUCUGACAGUUAAGCACGACGCCCCGCUGGGCCUAGUCAUUGAUGGUCACUCGCUCAAAUACGCCCUGGAGCCUGAUAUUUCACCACUGCUGCUCGAGCUUGCUGUGCGCUGUCAGUCUGUUGUGUGCUGCCGCGUCAGCCCGCUGCAAAAGGCCCUGGUGGUGCGCUUGGUCAAGGAAGGGCUGGGAACGCUGUGCUUGUCUAUUGGCGACGGUGCCAACGAUGUCAGCAUGAUCCAGGAGGCCGAUGUCGGCAUUGGCAUCAGUGGCGAGGAAGGGCUGCAGGCAGUAAUGGCGUCGGAUUAUGCGAUUGCACAGUUCCGGUUCCUGCAAAAGCUCCUGCUGGUGCACGGUCGCUGGUCGUACCUGCGCAUCACGUCGAUGAUCCUGAACUUUUUCUACAAGAAUGUCGUGUUCACCAUUGCGUCGUUCUGGUACCAGAUCUACUGCCAGUUUUCAGGCCAGAACUUCUUCGACUACACGCUCAUCACGCUCUACAACAUGUUCUUCACGUCUCUGCCGCCUGGCGUCCUCGGCGUGUUCGACCAGGAUCUGCCGGCGGCUAUCGGCAUGGUUGUGCCGCAGCUAUAUAAACGCGGCAUCUACAAGCUCGAGUACUCGAUGGCGCGCUUCUGGAUGUACGUGCGGAGCGCAAUGGCCUGGACACAUCGAAACAAGGACGAUGUUGGCACAGUUGGUGCCUUCUGCGUGGUGUUCACCACCAACAUGUACAUGCUGAUGAACAACCGCACCUUUACCUGGGUGAUGCCGUUGGCGCAGCUCAUCGGCGUCGGACUGCUGUUUGCUGUGUUCUUCCUCUACGGCGUGAUGUACGACACGUCGUUUAGUGCUGGUGCUGCUACACGUGUGUUUGCCCAGGCCAACAUGUGGCUCCUUCUGGUGCUGACCGUGACAGCAUGCGUUUUGCCGCAUUACAUUGCCAAGUUUGUGCGGUCAGCAUGGUACCCGACCGACACUGAUAUCAUCCGCGAGAUUGUCCAUGCUUUCCACAAGCGCACGGCGAGCCUUGUUGGCGGCGAAUCGACUCUGCCGAGCCCUACACACCACAAGGAAAUGCCGUUCGGGACCCUCCCAACACGUAGUGGAAGCACGCAGCAUAGACAUAGCCUACGUCGGCCCAGCAGUCCGGAUUCGCCUGGCAUGGCGGGUGCUAUUCCGUUGGACGACUUCCCCGUGCAUUCACCGCCGCGGAGGACAGCCCGACAGACCGAAGAGGCCGACUAUGACUUCAGCAAGAUUGUGAGCUACCCCGAGACCGACACUGCCAUGAUCAACCGCCUGCAUCGCCUAUCGCAUGUGGAAGCAUCCGGGUUCGAGGGCAGCAACAUCCUGAAGCGCAUGUCUGUGCACCAAAAGUCGCGCCACCAUGGUGCACGUGCGAUGGCAGAGGAUAUCAGCGAGGAGAAUGACGACGUUUACCAGAUGUCGCCAUUGCAGCGUGCAGCGUCGCGGGCCAGCAUGAGGUCGUCGAUUUACUAUCUUGAUGACGGCACCUUGGAGCCGUACACUGGAUACGCGUUUGCCCAGGAGGAGGAGAACGUCAGAGAGCGCAAGCAGAAGGGAAAGAAGCAGCGCAGACCGGGGUUCUAG
Molecule: messenger RNA, 4272 nt
Organism: Linderina pennispora
Lineage: Eukaryota; Fungi; Kickxellomycota; Kickxellomycetes; Kickxellales; Kickxellaceae
Product: phospholipid-translocating P-type ATPase
Exons: 5
Coding region: 1-4272 (1423 amino acids)
Biological process (GO): phospholipid translocation
Cellular component (GO): plasma membrane
Molecular function (GO): ATP binding; magnesium ion binding; ATPase-coupled intramembrane lipid carrier activity
Source: RefSeq, a predicted model, not a curated record